This is a messenger RNA of Guillardia theta CCMP2712, 267 nucleotides long. RefSeq lists its product as hypothetical. The coding region runs from base 24 to 209 and encodes 61 amino acids. The transcript is spliced from 3 exons. Lineage: Eukaryota; Cryptophyceae; Pyrenomonadales; Geminigeraceae. The record is from RefSeq and is a predicted model, not a curated record.
AUACUCAGAAUAGCGCCGCUGCCAUGUUUGAGUUCCUCGCCACCACCAAGUCUCCUCAGGUCUUCGAGCAGUUGUGGAACCUUACUGGAACCCACAUCCACCAAAACCACUCCCUCGGUUCAAGCAGCUAUGCUCAGGGAUCUCUCAUCCCUGGCGCCAACUACUCCGCUCAGGAUGAUCAUGCUGGCGUGAAGGUUGCGGGAUUGUAAAACAUUGAUUCUUGUGUCAUGGCCUGUAUGGAACUUUAAGUAAAACAACUCUGUAGAG